GGGAAAAAAAUACACAAAACAGGAUGGAAAAACCUCCCUUAUCCCCUUGCCUUGCCUUGUUCAUCCCAUCGCUUAAACCCUUCCUCCCUCUGCAACUCUCCCGCUCUUUCCCCAUCCAUGGCGUUCACUUUCUCUACCCAUUUCCCAAUUCUCACUCCCAUCCCAUCUCACUUCUCCCGGAAGCCCAUCAUUCCCCAUCAACCAUUUCUAUCACUCUACAAAACCCACUUCCGUUCCCACUACCGCCCGCGGGCUAUUGGACCCGACGGCAAGUACUAUCCAACACCGUCCAGCGACGACCCACCCGAAGCACCGGAGGACACCGCCCACGGUAUCAACAAGUUCGCGCAGAUUCACAUUCAAGCGGACCGAGCUCGCAAGGUCCAGGAGGAGGAUUUCAAGAAGCACCAAUCCAAUUAUCUCGAUGCCUUGGCUGAAUCUGAAGACCCUUCUGUAAGUCCUAACUCCUUGGAUUACGAGAACUCUGGGGACGACUUGUUUGGGGAGAUUGAUAAAGCUAUUGCCCUGAAAAGGGAAGAAUUCAUUAAGAAGGGGCUGUUGAAACCGAACCCUAAGAAAGAAUCUGUAGCAGGGGAAAACGGAAAUGUGGUUAGUGGAAUUGAGGAGCUGGAGCCAGAGGAAGUGGGGGAUUUGGAAGAGAUUGAUGAAUUACAAGGUGUUAGAAUUGUGGAUGCUGACUCAGAUGGGGAUGAAGCCACUGGGUUUGAAGAGGGAAUUGAUGUACCCGGUGGUAAAUCCGAUACUGGGUUAUCUUCGGACCAGUCUUUCGACCUCGAUUUCGACAGUUUUGGAAAAUUGAAGGUGAAUGUUGUUGAACCAAAGUUCAGGAUGAGUCUAGCUGAGCUUUUGGAUGAUAGCAAAGUGGUUCCUCUCUCAGUUUCUGGCAAUUUGGAGGUAGAGAUUACAGGAAUUCAACAUGAUUCCAGACUUGUCACUGCUGGCGAUUUGUUCGUCUGCUGUGUUGGGAAGAGAACUGAUGGACAUUUGUAUUUGAGUGAAGCUGAUAAGAGAGGAGCUGUUGCAGUUGUAGCCAGUAAAGAGAUUGAUAUAGAGGAGACAUUAGGGUGUAAAGCAUUGGUGAUAGUUGAAGAUACCAAUGCUGUUUUGCCUUCUCUAGCUGCUGCCUUUUAUCGGUAUCCCUCCAAAAAUAUGUCUGUAAUUGGGAUAACCGGGACAAAUGGGAAGACAACCACAGCACAUUUGAUUAAAGGGAUGUAUGAAGCAAUGGGGUUGAGAACUGGGAUGUUGAGUACAGUUUCUUAUUAUUUACAUGGCGAUACCAAAUUGGAGUCUCCAAACACAUCUCCAGAUUCUGUCUUGGUUCAGAACUUGAUGGCUAAGAUGUAUCAUAAUGGGACAGAAGCUGUAGUGGUGGAGGCAUCUUCUUAUGGGUUGGCAUUAGGGAGGUGCAAUGAGGUAGACUUUGAUAUUGCUGUGUUUACCAAUUUGACAAGAGAUCACUCUGAGUUCCCAGGAACUGAUGAAGAAUAUAAGGAUGCUAAGGCUAAGCUUUUUUCUAGGAUGGUUGAUCCAGAGAGGCAUAGGAAAGUCAUUAACAUCGAUGACCCAAAUGCUCCUUUCUUUAGGUCACUAGGGAAUCAAGAUGUGCCUGUUGUAACCUUUGCAAUGGAGGAUAAGAGUGCUGAUGUUCAUCCCUUGAAGUUUGAGCUGUCGCUGUUUGAGACACAAGUGUUGGUUAAUACCCCCCAGGGGAUAUUGGAAAUUUCCUCAGGGUUACUUGGGAAGCACAACAUUUACAAUAUCUUAGCUGCUGUGGCUGUCGGGAUUGCUGUUGGGGCUCCAUUAGAAGAUAUUGUAAGAGGUAUUGAAGAGAUUGAUGCAGUACCUGGUAGGUGUGAGCUAAUAGAUGAGGAGCAGGCGUUUGGGGUAAUUGUGGACUAUGCUCGUACUCCAGAUGGUCUAUCUAGAUUGCUUGAUUCAGUGAGGGAGCUUGGGCCUAGGAGAAUUAUCACUGUUAUUGGAUCUUGUGGCGAGAGUGAAAGAGGCAAAAGGCCACUGUUGACAAAAAUCUCAACAGAUAAAAGUGAUGUAACUAUGCUAACAUCAGACAAUCCGAGAGGCGAAGAUCCAUUGGAUAUCUUGGAUGACAUGCUGGCUGGAGUAGGAUGGACAAUGCAGGAAUAUUUGAAACAUGGGGAGAAUGACUAUUACCCUCCUCUCCCAAAUGGCCAUCGUCUUUUUCUACAUGAUAUUAGACGUGUAGCCGUGCGUUGUGCUGUUGCUAUGGGUGAAGAAGGCGAUGUGGUUGUUGUUGCGGGUAAAGGCCACGAGACAAAUCAGAUAGAAGGAGACAAGAACGAAUUCUUUGAUGAUCGGGAGGAGUGCCGGGAAGCAUUGCAGUAUGUCGACGAGCUCCACCAAGCAGGGAUUGAUACAAGCUUCCGGAAAGCCAUUGACUUCGUCACCAAACUUCUGGUGCAAGUAAGCCUGAAGCUUGAGAAUCAUGUGCCAUGGAGCAGGCAGCACUGCAGGAAUGAAACUCCCCAUAAAAACAGAACCAGAAUCUCUAAUUCUCUGAAUGUGGAAUAUCAUACACAGAAGAGAAUUUGGUGGAUUUGA
Molecule: messenger RNA, 2601 nt
Organism: Linum tenue
Lineage: Eukaryota; Viridiplantae; Streptophyta; Magnoliopsida; Malpighiales; Linaceae
Source: the annotation of a GenBank genome assembly